Oppia nitens is the source of this 4557-nucleotide messenger RNA. RefSeq names its product cell adhesion molecule Dscam2-like. Lineage: Eukaryota; Metazoa; Arthropoda; Arachnida; Sarcoptiformes; Oppiidae. Gene Ontology annotation, cellular component: plasma membrane; axon. The transcript has 17 exons. Gene Ontology annotation, biological process: axon guidance; dendrite self-avoidance; homophilic cell-cell adhesion. The coding region runs from base 202 to 4557 and encodes 1451 amino acids. Gene Ontology annotation, molecular function: cell-cell adhesion mediator activity. The record is from RefSeq and is a predicted model, not a curated record.
AGGGGUCCACAGUUUUUGAUUGAACCCAACAAUAGGGUUGAGUUUCUCAACGACACCCGUACUGUCAUUACAUGCAGUGCUAAAGGAAAUCCUGAUCCGAAAAUCCAUUGGAUUAAAUCCGAUGGCUCGCCAUUAGUCAACAGGGAUAGCAUAGUACAGGUGCUCACUAUUGACGGCCAAACUACUAGUCAAGUAGUUUAUAUGCCGUUUGCCGCUCACGACUACCAACAGGACAUACACUGGUCAUCCAUACGAUGUGUUGCCGUCAAUAGUGUCGGUACUAUUGAGAGCACUGACUGUCAAAUCAGAGCCAGUAUUAGACAGUCAUAUGAAGUGCGAGUUUACGAUGAGUUUGUUAUUAAAGGCAAUACUGCCAUAUUAAGAUGUGAUAUAAUACCUGUAUUUAUAAGAGAUUAUGUUUUGGUUACCAAUUGGCUAACAAAUGAUGGACUAACUAUACAUUCAAAUAUUCAAAACGGCGGCCGAUUUAGUGUGUUAUCUACCGGUGAACUUGUCAUCCAUAGUGUCGAUGCCAUCACUGAUAGUCACCGACAAUAUCGAUGUCAGACUAAACACAAACUCAACGAUGAAGUGAAAGUCAGCGCCAAUUCCGGACGUAUUAUAGUUACCGAGUCACAAUCAAAUUUGUUGCCAAAAAUUACUAAAAGUCUAACACAAGUGUCAGCCAUUGUCGGCCAAACAGUUGAACUGUUAUGUAGUGCACAGGGAUAUCCACCACCACAUGUAGUCUGGUAUCGGUUUAAUCAUAAAUCACAACUAUUGGACCGAUUGUCGGCCAUAGCUAGUAGUGACCAGAAAUUUGUAUUCAAUUCAUUGUCCACUCGUUUAUCGCAAAUCUAUUCAUCACUUAUUAUAAAAUCUGUUUUAUUGGACGACUCGUCAAAGUAUGUCUGUGUGUGUAAUAACAGUGUGGGUCAGGACACCAGUCAUACACAGCUUAUAGUCAGAGCACCGCUAAGUGUUAGCAUAAAUCCAUCGCAUUUGAUGGUAGGAGUGGGCGAUUCAGUUGAGCUUAACUGUAGUAUUACCGGAGCACCGGUAGGCCAUGUGAUCUGGAAAAUGAAUGGCAAACCAAUUGUGUAUAAUAAUCGCAUUAAACUAUAUAAUGAUCGUUCAUUACAUAUCAAACAAAUUGAUGCCAUAGAUCAGGCUAUGUAUCAAUGUAUAGUCAGUAAUGAUUGGUCGAGUAGAUCGUCCAGUGCUGAGAUCCAUGUGAUUAGUGACGGACCGCACUUUGUCUAUACAUUUCCACCGAUGGAACCGCUGUCGCCGGGCGUCGACCUAUCGCUCAAAUGUUCGGCAAAAGGUCUACCGUUGCCUCAAAUCAUUUGGACGGUCGACGGACAGCCCAUUACCGAUAGCUGGCGAAUACGUAUCGGCGACUAUGUUAGCAGUGAUAGUGUUGUCAACAGUUAUAUCAAUAUAACUAAUGUCCGCACAGAUGACGGAGGACUAUAUAAAUGUUUGGCAUUUAACGGUAUAACUAAAGCCUUGCAUUACAACCGAGUAGUGAUUAGGGGACCGGUAUUUGUGCGAAAGUUCAUACAUAACAUUACGGUCAUUGCCGGCCAAUCACUACAAGUUGAUUGUCCGGCAAACGGUCAUCCCAUACAAUCGAUACAAUGGUUUAUAAACGAUGGACACCAACAGUGGCAUAAAUUGCCGCAAAAUCAUCGGCAAAAAAGUCUAACCAACGGUACAUUAGUUGUCGAACUGAUGGACAGUCAUACUGAUGAGCACUGGUACCGGUGUUUAGUGAACGGCAGCUCCGGUAGUUCGGCGCACAGCGAUGUCUACAUUGAGGUAUUAGUUGCCCCGGUGAUUGCACCGUUUUCGGUGUCGCCUAAUCUCCGGGAAGGUAUGCGUCAAUUGCUUACCUGUGCUGUCGUUGAGGGCGAUCCACCACUCAGUAUAGAGUUUCUCAAAGAUGACGUACCCGUACGGCAAUUGUUGACCACACGGGACGACAAGUUUUCCGCCAAUAGGAUUAAGUUGAUGUCAAACAAUAUGUUUUCGACGACACUAUUCAUAUCCAAUGUUACGGCCGACGACUCCGGUAACUACACGUGUUUGGCGUCCAAUAGAGUGGCCAACACUUCAUACUCGACAAUACUAACUGUUUUAGUGCCACCCAAAUGGAUAAUCAGUCCGUCAGAUACCGAAGCUAUUGUCGGCCAACGAGUAGUGAUGGACUGUGUUUCAAGCGGUCACUCACGUGUUUGGUGGGAACGAUCGGAGCUCCGGGAGGGACAGCUCCGGACAAUCAUCAGUAACUCACACAUGCAUUCACUGUUCAACGGCAGUCUAGCCAUCAAUGAUGUCCAACUCGAUGACGAGGGUGUCUAUCUGUGUCAGGCCAACAACGGUGUGGGCACCGGUAUCAGCAAAUUGGUUACACUUAAAGUACACGUUGGCGCUUACUUUAAGACAAAGUUUGAAUCGCAAACAGUUAGAAACGGACAGUCCGUUUGGAUAGAUUGCCUAUCAUAUGGUGAACAGCCCAUCACUAUAUCAUUGACUAAGGAUGGGAUGCCAUUGGAUGUCAAACAACUUAAUAACAAUAAUAAUAAUCAUAAUUAUAAUAAUAAUAAUAAUAAAUAUCAAAUGUUACGAAAUGAGACAAACGAUAGUCUAUUGAUACGAUUAAACAUCAAAGACACGACACGUGCGGACAGUUCAUUGUACACGUGUUUGGCAUACAAUCAGUACGGAAGAGAUGAAUAUAACUAUCAGCUCAUUGUUCAGGAGUCACCAGAUAUACCAAACAAUGUGAUGAUUAGUGAGAUUACGAGCCGUACAGCAGUCAUGUCAUGGAUAGAGCCCUACUCUGGGAACACCAUUAUAACGGCCUAUCGAUUACAAUACAAGCCAUCAGUGAAUAGCUGGCAAUCAAUGACAGAUAAAAUGAUUGAAACCAUUGCCGGAAGCGAUACUUCAUUCACUAUUAGAGGACUAAAACCUGUGACCAGUUAUGACGUGCGGUUGAGAGCGGAAAACAAAUGCGGUUUCAGUUCCUAUAGUGAAGACAUACACUUUACUACCACUGAGGAAGAGCCGUCAGGUCCUCCCCAACACAUCCAAGUGUUCCCAUUGAGUGCCCGAUCCCUUGGCGUCUCAUUUACGGCUCCGACACUUGAAUCGAGAAAUGGACGCAUUAUUGGCUAUUAUUUGGGUUAUAAGUCAUUGGAUUCUUUGGACUCAAACUAUAUGUUUAAGAAGUUAUUGAUUAGUGAUGUGUCGGGUGUUGUAAACCAACGAAACGAAGUCAACAUAACAUCACUCAAACCAAACACUAAAUAUGCUGUCGUUGUUCAGGCAUUCAAUGGCAAAGGGACGGGUCCGCAAUCGGAGGAGAUUAUUGGUCAGACACUGUUAAUGGACAGACCCACAGCACCCAUACUGACCAUCGGUGAUGUCGGUUACGAUUGGAUUGAAAUGGAGUGGAAGUUCCCCGACCAGGGAUUAGACGACAAUAUCGGCAAUAAUAAUGACUCGUUGAACACAAUCACCGGUUAUUACAUAUACUGGAAAAGCCAUUCAAAACAAUGGAUUGAAAAACAGUUGCGUUUGAAGACCUAUUCCUAUACGAGUAAUGAUCUGUUAUGCGGAACAUUAUAUCAGUUUUAUUUAGUGGCCUAUAAUGCUAUCGGAAAGGGAGACGCAAGCGAUGCCAUAGCUAUUAAAACUAAGGGAUCAGCACCGACAGUACCCAAACAGGUGAAUGAUUUUAUAAUAGUAAACACGACAUCAGCGGUCAUACGACUGGAUGAAUGGCUAUCAAAUGGUUGUCCGAUCAAAGAGUUUCAAUUGAAAUACAAACUAACAAAAUAUGAGACGGAAUGGCAUAAACUGGACGCACAUCUCUGGCCCGAUGAGACCAGUCUGGAGAUACAGGCGCUCAAAGCGGGUAAUUGGUAUUCACUAUUUGUUAGGGCAGUCAACGAUGCCGGCAGUACUGAACAAGUCUAUCAGUUUGCCACACUUACGGCUCAGGGAGGUACCGUAUCUCCACUGUCCGAAAGGGAACCGCCGUUAGGUUUCGAUAGCAUUACUAUAGUUAUACCUGUGAUAUGUUCAGUGAUAGUGUUAUCUGUGAUACUAUGUGUCGGACUAAUUGUUGUCAACAAACGUAGGCCACAGUCGCUGAUGAAUCAAAACAAUUACAAUAAUAACAGUCAAUCCAUACGACAUCAUAGCCAACAGUUUAACUGUCGAGACGAUCAACUACUGGGCUCAGCCUAUCAACUAUCAGUCCUAACCAAUGAUCACAAUCAGUGCAAUCUGAAGGACAGUUAUCUGGAAAAUCAUAAUUGUGUUCAAUCGGAUAAACAAUUAUAUUUUCAAUCGCCGUACGCCUUGUCCCGUAUCGAUCAUAAAAUGUGUGUACCGUUUGACGGCUCCGGCGGUAUCGAGACUAGCGAUGUGGACGACCUGAGCUAUAUGUCAUCAACCGGUGCCACUACACAAACACCGGGACGUCAGCCGAUAACACGCGAACACGUCUACGAAAAGCCGUUUCCACCGAAAUGGGUAUAA